AUGGAACGAGACGCAUUCAUCAAUCUGCUGGACAAGUGUUGGAAUGACUUUCGACAGCAGGCAAUAGCGGCCUACCCAGGAGAAGCCGCAAGUGCUAAGGGAGCGCCUUCGGCCCGAGGCAUGGAGGAACUCAUUUUGUGGGCUCAUCUGAAAGAUGUGCCUGAAGCUGCGCCGCGCUCCUCGCUGAAAGAGACGAACAGAAUGAAAUAUCUGGUGCAAGACCAGCGGCUGCGGAUUCGCUUGGGACUUCAACCGCACCAGAAGCUGAUCUCUGGUGAGUCUCUUCAUGCUGCGGUGCUGGCACUGGGUCUGUCAAGCUACAGUGUGGAGGACAUGAACGAUCUGGCUCAUGCAUUGGCAGCACAUGUUGGGCUUCAUUUCAAGGAGUUGAGCACGGAUUCCGUCCGGAGAAUUCAAUCUGGGGAGAAAGCUGAACUUCUUGGCCUAGAGCCUGUCUGGCGAUGGUCGAGUGCCAGCGCCGCUAGAUGCGCAGCUUCCGAGGAACAUCGUACGCGCAAUGUUGUGCCUGCUCAAGCUUUGCUCGAGCUGCUGUUGGCAGAUGAUGGACAAGCCGACAAGACAGUUUUCAAACAGCACUUCUUGCUCAGACAGUUCCAGAGCAUGCGGGAGAUUCUUUUGGCAAGUGAUGCCAACCAGCUGGUUGCCGAUUUGAGUGUUGUUCGGAUCAAUGACCUGGCUGCCCCUCCCGAGCCCUGGCAUCCGUUGACGUAUUUCGAGCCCUUCGUCGCGAGUGUUCUUGUUUCCGAUGGCAUCAUGUUAGCAUUCCAGCUUGAUCCUUCAUUUUCCAGCUGGCAUGGUUGGAUCUAUUUCGAAGCAACAUUUACGGUUCUCUUCAUCGUAGAAAUUCUACUUCGGAUCCACUUGCUGCGAUGCCGCGCGUACUGGUGCGGGUCAGACAGCGUUUGGAACUGGUUUGAUAUUCUCCUUGCAGUGACUUCAGUAGCAAGCCUCUUCAUUCCACUUGGAUCUUCCGCGCUUCUGAGAAUCAUCCGUCUCUUUCGGUUGACCAGGGUUGUAAAGGACCUGAGGUUGAAAGUACUGAAGGAGCUUCGUCUGAUGAUCAAAGGCUGGUUUGCUGGAUUGCGAACUAUAGCGAUAGCAUUCAUUCUUCUGUUCUAUGCACUCUACAUCAUCUCGGCUAUGGCGACCGCCACUCUUGGAGGCUCACACCCAGUACUUUUCGGUACCGUGCCUGUCUCCAUGUUCACAGCUUUCAGGUGCUUUACUGGUGAUUGCUCGGAUAAAGAGGGUCUUCCCUUGACGUUGCUGCUGGCAGAAGAAUUCGGCCACCUUUUUCUUCUCGCCUAUGUUGUGAGCUACGUGCUGGUGGCCAUGGGAAUCUUCAACGUGAUCUUGGCUGUUUACGUUGACAUAACCAUGAAGGCGGCAAAAGGUAUCAAUGCCAAAAGCCCUGAGCAGUACGCUCUUGAAUCGGUCCGUGUUGCUCGCUGCGCGCGUGAGCUGCUCAAAAAGUUCGUGACAGCAUACCAAGACUUUAUGGGCAGCGAUGUCACCGACACCGUGCAAGAGCACGUCCAAAUUACAAAGGAAUUGUUCCAAAUCAUCAUACGGGACAGAACCGUGCAGAAGCUCAUGGAUGAGCUGGAUUUGCCGCCGAAUCGCACUGACUUGUUCGGGGUCAUUGAUGCAGACGGGAGUGGGGCGCUUGAUGCGCAGGAGCUGGUGCAUGGCAUACUGAGUCUCCGCGGCGAACUGACAAAGAGCGACGUUGUUGCUACUCUGCUGGCCGCAAAAUCCAUGCACAACAUGUUCAUGCAGAUGAAAAAGGAGUGUUUGCAGACACUGGCGACGAUGCCACAGACAUGUCGGGAUGCGCUCCGCAAGCAGGGCAACUGCAGACCUGAUACACGCCUGGGUCAGGAGCCAGCGCAGGAAGACCCCAACUAUGAAUCCCAAUUGGACGUGUAUACCUUCUAG
Molecule: messenger RNA, 1959 nt
Organism: Symbiodinium natans
Lineage: Eukaryota; Dinophyceae; Suessiales; Symbiodiniaceae
Source: the annotation of a GenBank genome assembly